Porites lobata is the source of this 1573-nucleotide messenger RNA. NCBI's taxonomy places the organism in Eukaryota, Metazoa, Cnidaria, Anthozoa, Scleractinia, Poritidae. The record is from the annotation of a GenBank genome assembly.
AUGCCGUUAUCGUAUGGAGGGAGAGGAAGGUGAGUGCUAACAAUUACAAGGACGGCUGGGGAAAUUGUGGUCAAAUUUUUUUUUUUCCAUUUUGCAUGGUACUAACAGACGAUGAUUAAGAUCGUACUCGGCUGCCAAAUUCAAAAGGAGCCGUUUGAAACUGCAGGAAAGCACUUUUUAGAAUUUUUUUUCUUCCCUCGCUAUUUUAGCCAGUUUCACAUACUCGGUUGCAAUUUUGACCAUAACUACUCUACAAUGACUGGGCGAUUUCUCAAUUAUCUCCUCUAACGCCAGAGUUUUCAAAAAAAUUCUCCAGAAGUGGGCGUUCAAAGCUUUCAAACAAACAAACAGGCAAAAACAACCAUUAAAAAACCGAGACAAUUUUCCAUGUUCUACACUCUUAUAGCUUUCCAUUGUCUAUUCAAUAAACCAUUAAAAAAGACGUCAAAAUGUUCCACUUGACUUCUUGAGUCAUUUCUAGGGUCUAUAAAAAGUAGUCCAGAGAAAUUGUUCAAAUGCUAAAUAGAUGUACCCCGCGUGGUGGUGGAAAACAUUACACGGACGUACCAAACCACAGACAGUCAGUCUAUAAUCUGUUCAAAACAAACGCGGAAACAGCGGAGAAGUGUAUGCGAAAAUUAACUGCCUUUAAAUUCCUUUUUUCAGUGAUGCUUGUGACGGGUGGCCUAUGGAUCCGGAUUAUCGGGGUUUUAGAGCAUCUAAUCCUCUUAAGGUCAGCGACCUGUCAGGAAUUAGUCACGACAGGCGGACCAGCAGACCUGGAACGGAGAAUUCUCUAAGUUCGAGAAGCAGCGAAUUUCUGGUCGCAUUGGAGGAGUUUUCCGCCAUGAAAAUAAGCAAAAUGGAAGCACAAGAAAAGGAAACGAAAAACUGUGCUGAAGAUGAAACUGUUGAAAAAUUGGUUCAAAGAAGACCGAGUUUAAGCGAACUUGCUCCCGUAGAUCUGGCAAUGGGAGUAUCCACGCCUGCGCAUAGAGGACGUCGCAAAUCUUUGCCAUCACUCGGACUUGUUGCAGUGGAUAUUCAAUACAGCAUUCCCUCUAAGAAGAAUUCCAGAUCGUAUGGCUGCCCUGAGAAUUUCGGGUGUGAUACAGCGGAGAGCAAGUUAUACAGAAUUAAUGAAAUUUUUAAGACUGAAUCGAAUCCCGUUCACUCUAAAAGGAAGGUGACUAAAUCGCUUUACCCUCUUUGUGUCGGAGGUAGCUCAAAUGUGUUACCAAGAAGGCGGUUUUCAGUGGGAGCUCAGGGUAUCAAAGCUCCAAACUCUAAUAUUGCCUUUAGCACGAAGCAAAGAAGAGCUUCUUGCUCGACGUGUAACGAAAAAGACUCUACAAAGUGGCGCGUAUCUAUUCAUCAAAGGUCUCUAAAUAUUGACGACGACGACUGUGACGGUUACCUUUAUAACCCUUUUCUCCAUCGGACUUUAAGAAAUCGACGAACCAGUCUACCCAAUAUCAAUUCAAAUUUCGCUGGACAGACUGGUAGAAGUACUAUCUUACCGAAAGUUGGCCAACGAAAUUCACUCGUGGCAAAGAAACUAGACGAACUGUGA